Messenger RNA from Periconia digitata, 1837 nucleotides. The record is from the annotation of a GenBank genome assembly. NCBI's taxonomy places the organism in Eukaryota, Fungi, Ascomycota, Dothideomycetes, Pleosporales, Periconiaceae.
CAACACUAUAGCACGGGAGGCCGAUCGUAUAUUUAUGAUAGUCUGCGCUCCUACUCCUGCCACGUUCGGCUACUGCCACACAUUCCUCGCAUGUUCGCCUGUGGCACAGUCCUUCUAGCUGACCCAGCACCUCACACAGCUGUGUCCACCCUUAUCGUCUCGUAUGCCUCGCCAGAAGUCGUCCACCGGUAUCCCAGAGAGCCCAAACCUCUCCGAUGCCGUGCACUGCAUCAUCUGGUGCCUCUGACACUCGCGUGAUCCCCGGGGAGAAACAUACAUGUACAUAUGUAUGUACAUAUGUUUAGGUGCUCUGAUAUGUAGGCGCUGGAUCAGCUUACUUGGGUACCCCGCUCUCGCGUACAUACCUAGGUAGGUAAGCAAGCCUAACCCCAGCAUUAUCCUUAUACAUACGUAGGACCCACUCAAAUCUACUCCAUAAGAACCUCCACAUACCGGUUAUGAAUUCUGCUUGGCCAGCAUUUCAAUGAUGUGUUGGCCAGUACUCAUCAGCAUUUUGACGCCAGUGAUUGCGUGGGUCAUCCUCAGGAUCAUUAUCGUAUUUUCAUCUCCGCUCCGUGCGAUACCAAACGCCCACUUCACAACGCCUGUAUCGCGAAUUUGGAUCCUUUGGACGAGAUUUACGGGCAAGGAAUUUUCCAAAUGCCUUGAAUUGCACAACCGUCUUGGUCCCGUGAUCCGAAUUGGACCGCGUGAGAUCAGUGUCAACUGUAUUGAAGGUGGAGUCCGAACCGUAUAUGGCGGCAACUGGGAGAAGUCAAGCAUGUAUGAUAACUUCACACAAUUUGGUUUCUCGCCGCUCUUCGCAAUGCGUGACACGCAUGAACAUUUGGAGAGGAAGCGUCUUUUUACUUCCGUCUAUUCGAAGUCAACCAUUAGCAGGUCAAGUGAGAUAUCCAAGGCCGUGAGCUCCAUUUGUCACCAGAGGCUGGUACGCAGACUCCAAAAACAGGUCGACGAAGGCAAAAGUGUGGAUGUAUACUCCUUAACCAAACAGUGCAGCAUGGACAUCAUCACUGCUUACAUCUACGGCGAGAAGAACGGAACGAAUUGGGUCGUUAAUCCAAAUCAGGCUGCUCCACAUCUAUCAGCUUUUCAACGUGCGGCCGACCCAUGGUCGUUUUCCGUUUCUACGGAGGUGCCGAAACUGGUUGCGAUUUUAAGUUGGUUUGGUAUUCAGUUGAUACCGCCUACUGUAGACACGGCUUUUGCCCACAUUCAGUCUUUUGUCCUGGGUAUUACGACUGGAGCAAUCGAAUCAUGUUGUUCGAGCGUCACUAAAGGCAACGAUACUGAUGAAGUCACGAAGCAAGUAUGGCAAAAGUUAGAGGAUAUUCCCGAAGCAGAAAGACUCAAAAUGAUUGCAUCUGAUAUGGUAGAUCAGCUCCACGCCGGCCAUUUAGCCACUGGCGUCGUGUUGACAUAUCUCAUGUUGAAGCUUUCACGGAAUCUAGACAUUCAGGAGAGACUCAGGAUUGAUUUGACCACUUCGGCUGACCCUCAGGCGUCUGAGCUUUUGGAUGCCGUCAUCAUGGAAACGAUCCGGAUGUAUCCUGCUGGAUUUGGCCCCUUUCCUCGCGUGGCACCAGCAAACGCCACAGUCGCAGGUUUCGCGAUUCCGAAGAACACAAUAGUCACUGCGUCUCCCUACAUUCUCGGCCGCAACUCCGAAAUAUUCCCUCAGCCCGACAAGUGGUAUCCGGAGAGAUGGCUGCAAGCUGGGCCAGACCAAACGCGCAUCAUGAGACAAUGGACUUGGAUGUUUAUGAGCGGACAGCGGAUUUGUAUCGGGCAACAUUUGGCUCUGCUCGGUAAGUGA